UGAGAGGUGAUAUAAAAUGAUCUUUGAUUUCAGAUCCAGACACAAACAUCAGGAAUGAAAUGUUAUGUUCUCGCGAUACACCAGGCUCGUUCUCUGAUUGGGCCAGAACAGCAGUGGGUCCGGGACUUGGCCUUCUGGGAAAUAAACAGAGCAGUAGCUGGUGGAUCGAUAGCAUUUAGCGGCUAUCAGCAGUUACUGUAGUGGGUGAAGCAAGAGAUAAGACGUAGUUGUCUUAAAAAACAAGCUGGCUGUCAGACUGACGUCGGUGCACCGGUUGUCACUUUGCCCCGGGAAGAGGAAAAAUAAGUGCAUGUUUUUCGGCGAAUCGCGCGUUGGAUUGGAUGUACAGGACUUUGGACCAGCUAGCCAAGUGGAGUCAGUCUCAGUGGAGUAGCAACCCGCUGCAACGUUUUGCUAAAAUCGGACCGAGGAGUUGCAAAAGUUGGAGUCUUGCACGGAUUUAUCUUUGGACCGUUUUGUAUCUAUACGAAUAGUAAGCUUCAUCUGACGUUUUUAGCAAUACCGUGCCUUUCUGGUCAGUUUGCUGCCUUUCCAUCGACCGAUGCUUUUCAACUCAGUGAUUUUGGGAUGACAACUGGUGUGAGUAAAUUAUGGCGUUUGCCUCGGACUCGAGGCGACGUGAAAACGUUAUUCAUAGGUCAUUGAACUGCCAUGUCUCCCAAUUGGUGUACACAAGAUAACUGUCACACUGGACGAUAAUUAUUAUAAUGGCAACACAGAUUGGAAGAAUUUCUUUUUGAAGUCUAUGUAAACAGUUGUCCUCUGUACUGAUAAAGUGAUGGGUCCGAAGCACAGAAGCCACCGAUAACCUCUGUGUCAGUACGUGUGACCCUAAUUAUCUUUCUCAGUAGUCAUUCUAUUUAGGUUCCAGCCUCGUCGUUUUUACAAUGGAAACGGUCGUAUUCAAGUUACAACGCUCAAUGUCAAUCUGAGAACCACCAUCAGAGCGACCGGCUGUCUUCCCGAGACUCCGUUGUAGGACAACCAUGUGGGGCGCAGGGGCGCCACCAUCCCUGCAGGUCAUCGUGAAGGUCCUGAAACACGCCGCGGUCAAAGGACAGAUCCAGCUGAACCGCUGGCUCCAGAGAUCCUCCCUGGACGAGGGCGAUAAAGCAGACAUCUUGAUAUGCAACGCCUUUGAGGAGAGAGGAGGCGCCAUCGAUGAAGACCCGGAGAGCAUCGUUGACACUAGAGUGUCAUUCACCGGUGGCGCCACCAACGAGGAGUUCAGACACCAGUGUUGUAUUACAACGUGCUGCUUCAAGAGCACCCUCCUGGCAUGCAUUAUGACAGCUGUCUGCUUCUCCUCCGUGGCUCUAGUCAGACAGCACCUCAAGGACCUUCUGCUCUGGGUGGAGAGCUUGGACAGCCUGGUUGGAGCCAUGCUGUUCAUAGUUGGUCUGAUCAUUGUGUCCUUCCCGUUCGGCUGGGGUUACAUGGUGCUGAACGUGGCUGCGGGGUACCUCUAUGGCUUUGUGCUGGGUAUGGGACUGGUGAUGGUCGGGGUGCUCGUUGGGACCUUCGUGGCUCACCUGGUGUGUAAGAGACUGUUGACGGACUGGGUGGUCAACAAGGUGGGGAACUCUGAGCAGCUCAGUGCUGUGAAACGGGUGGUGGAGGGGGGGAGUGGACUCAAAGUGGUGGCCUUAGCGAGACUCACGCCCAUACCGUUUGGACUCCAGAAUGCAGUGUUUUCAAUCACAGACGUGUCGUUGCCAAACUACCUGGUGGCGUCGUCAGUAGGCCUGCUGCCCACACAGCUUCUAAACUCCUACCUGGGCACCACGCUGCGCACCAUGGAGGACGUCAUCGCAGAACAGAGCGUCAGCGGAUACUUUGUCUUCAGUCUACAGAUCAUCAUUAGUAUAGGCCUGAUGUUCUACGUGGUCCAUCGGGCCCAGGUGGAGCUGAAUGCGGCCAUCGCUGCCUGUCAGAUGGAGCUGAAGACAUCACACAUGAACGGCACUUCCACCAAUCACAGCGGCUUCACCUACUGCAGCAAGAGGGCGUCGGCCGGGGGUGGGAUCAUCAACGUGGUCUGAUAAAUUCUCUAAAACCCUGAUUGGACACGAGCGACUGGGAUCAAACUGAACACUGACGGGCCAGUGGAGCAGUUCUGAUAUCUGAUUGGAGUGCCUUCCAAAUAGGGAUGCUGAUUGUGUGGAUAUCAGUCAGUCUGACGUACAAUAUGCUAACAAUAUGAAUGUGCAAACUAGAAUGGGUUUGUUGUGUUCUGUUUCCAUGUUCAAACCAAAGCCUCCCCAUGCACCUCAGACGUUUUAGUUUCCACUUAUUUUUUUGGGUUAAUUCAUUUGUUGUUUCUAUUAUAAUUUUUUGCAUUUUUUAUGUUGAUUUGCAAAAUAGUGAUGGACAUUAUUUGGUUUAUUAGUCUAUAGUUUAAUUGUGCCUUAUUGUUUAGGAUAGAGAGAGACAAAGCUCUCUGUUACCAGGCAAGGAGGACUGGAGUUCAUUAGGCACCAAACGGAAGAAAACAGGAAACCGAAACAGGGAGGGACCGAAACAGGGAGGGAC
Coregonus clupeaformis (lake whitefish) is the source of this 2553-nucleotide messenger RNA. RefSeq names its product transmembrane protein 64-like. NCBI's taxonomy places the organism in Eukaryota, Metazoa, Chordata, Actinopteri, Salmoniformes, Salmonidae. The record is from RefSeq and is a predicted model, not a curated record. The transcript has 3 exons. Bases 1008 to 2063 code for a protein of 351 amino acids.